AUGGAGGUCCGAUCUCUGACGGAGGAAAGCUAUCAUGCAAGAGAAGAACAUCUGGGGCGGCUGGCAAACUUAGCACAGCAAAGACGCGCUUCCAAACCCCAGGCUCGUCACUUUACGAGUAGGUCCACCACCAUGACCUCUGGAAGGCCGCGAGCAGAACUCACUCGAAGAGAAACUGACCGGGGCGUCGAAGUAAGAGGGAAACGAAGGAGGCCUUCAAUAGGAAGCUUGUUUGUCUACAAUGCUGCUCUCGAGGACAUUCUUCUAGCUGAGAGACAGAAUCUGGGGAUAGAGCAGUGGUCUCCCAAAGGGCCAUCUUCAGCAAGACAGGGCAUCCCGUUUUGUAUCUUCCACAAAGACGCCGGGCAUAGCACCCAAAACUGUCGGAUGCUGAAGAGAAUAUUUGAUGAUGCAAAUGAAGUCGGCCAUAUAAAGGGGCAGGAGACGUGUACAUCUCCAACCUCUGACAACGACGGCAGUCAUUCGGAUGAAGGAUUCAUAGCAGUAAUAUCAGGAGGGAUUGCGGCAGGAGCACCGACUAGUGAGGGGAGGCAAUUCAGUUCGUCUCCCCUCCACACCAAGCAAUUAGAUCUACCCCGUGUGGAAAUUUCGGAAGACGAUUACCGCAAAUCAGCAAUGCCGUAUGAUGAUGACCCCUUGGUCUUGGAGAUUAAAGUGGCCAACCUCAGGGUCAAAAGAGUAUUAGUAGACACGGGGAGCUCGUCUGACAUAAUCAGUUUACAAUGCCUACAGAAGUUGCAGCAUGACCCGGGAACGAUUGAAAGAGUAUCCAAGCCCCUUGUAGGUUUCGGAGGGAGUGUCGUCCGUCCAAUCGGUUUCAUUCUGCUUCCCGUCUCAAUUGGCACACCCCCAGUAACUAAAGAAGGCAUCGUCAGAUUCAUAAUUGUGGCGAGUCUCACCUCCUUUAACAUCAUACUAGGUCGUCCAGCCCUCAAUGAUCUUAAGGCAGUAAUUGUCCCUCAUUUACUGUUAAUUAAAUUUGUGGGAAGCAGUGGAGAUAUUGGAGCCAUCUAUGGAAACCAACAACUGGCCAGGAUUGCUACCUGUCUACAUUGGAACCGGCGGCCUGGGGAGCGUCCCCGAGAAGGAGUGAACAGAUGA
Spinacia oleracea (spinach) is the source of this 1122-nucleotide messenger RNA. RefSeq lists its product as uncharacterized. The coding region runs from base 1 to 1122 and encodes 373 amino acids. The record is from RefSeq and is a predicted model, not a curated record. The transcript is spliced from 2 exons. NCBI's taxonomy places the organism in Eukaryota, Viridiplantae, Streptophyta, Magnoliopsida, Caryophyllales, Amaranthaceae.